AUGGACCGUCUCCCUGACGAAUUGCUUAUGCAUAUCAUCUACCAGGCCAUUGGCGGCCGGGGCGACCGCAGCCGGACCAAUUUUGCCUGCGUCGCUCGAAGAUGGCAGGCCAUUGCGGAAGCGAAAAACUGGCGCUUUUUCUUUCUACCCAGUCGUGAGAUAGAUUGCUUUGCAAAGAUGCUAGCCCGCGUCCCUUCCCGACGUGAGGCGCUCCGAAAGAUCUAUUGUUUAAUAGACGUCUGCUCUGAACCGACAGACGGGAGGCAAUAUGUUGACUUUUACGACAGUAGCGGAGGCGAGGAAUCGCACCCAGAGAGCACGAGGUUUACCCGUGCGAUAUAUACCUUGUUCGAAGCGUUGGCUGGAGGAGAUGAAGAUGCUCAGCCGCCUCUGAAUUUGAAACUGAAGCUGCAAAUCGCAUCUAGUGGGAUAUAUCCUAUUACCAUUGAGCGCUUCCUACGGAUUGUGCCGCUUGACGGCCACCGAAAGACUCUGCCCACCGUGAGAUAUAUCGAGUCGUUGAAGAUUACUUUCCGUGGUCGAUCGCUACAUCCCACUGCUGCAGCAACGAUAUUGGCGGCGUUGCCCUGCCUAGGGGCUCUUUGUAUGCCCCUUGAACCCCGGGGGCCUCAGUCUUUCACGGCAGCACAUUUGAGGGUACCUCAUUUACACGCCGUUUCUCGUCAUCUAGAAACGUCAAAUUAUACUAACCUGCAGGAACUAAAGAUUAGUAACUCGUCAUUAUCUCCCUUGGCUGGUAUAAAUCCGGCCCUCCAUAAGCUGUCCCAGUCUGCUCCUUUGGUUAAUCUCUGGCUUUUUGGAAACUGGUUCCUGUCACCAGCACUAUUCUGGCCCGCAGGCACGCCGAGUUCCACUGACAAGCCGUUCUGGCCCAAGUUGCAGAGUCUUCAUAUCAGAGCAAGUUCAAGGUUCCCUGACACAAAGUCUGCAACCGGUGGCUUUGAUUUUCUCGAGAAGGACGAAGCCUACAGGUAUGCCAUGGGCUGGGACCCACCGCCAGUAGAACCUGCGGCAUUCGAUCUUCUUGUCUCUUCCAUGUCAAAAGCUGUCCUGCAAAUGCCUGCUCUCCGAGUCUUGACUGUGAAAAUCAAAAGAGGCCAUGUUCGGGAUCCUCGGUUGGACACGGGCGCCUGUGACUACGACAUCUGCGUUGAAUGUCUAGAUUCAGGUGAGGAAUCGGCUGUUAUGCGCUACAGAGAGGGAAGGGAAGCGGACAAGGUAAACGCCCAAUCGUACCGGCGGUGGAGGGUCUGGCUUCUUAGCCCAGUAGACUGGUCCCCGUCCUGGAAGAUCCGGCAACUAUGGCAACAGUUUGUUGGACCAGAUGGGAUCACGGGUACGAAGACAGCAGAAGAAAUGUAUUGAAGCUGUUGUCUAAAACCACGCCCCCUCAUCUGCAUGGGCUGCGAUGGAAGUGUGGUGUGUCUGUCCUCCAGCUACCCCGUACACACAAAGGCCGUGACCCAACGUGAAGCAAGCUGCAAACACCAAGUGCCAGUGCUAUUCUCCUUUCACCCAACUAGUUUGCUGCACCUAAAAUGGAUUAAUCUGCUGAAAACAAAGGCUGCAGUUGCAGUGCAGUGGGAAAAAAUACGGAACGCUGUAACUCGUCACAUAUUUCACCAUGAAACUCUGUAUUACCGCCACUAUGGCACCGGGUGAGCUGAGCUGAGCAGCGCUCAUGAUAUGUCCUCCAUAUCGUGUCUAGUGCAGCAACUAAAGGGCCAUACUUUCACUAGAACGAGCCGAUAGCGAUGCAGGACAACUAGCGAGCGAGCGAGUCAUGUGGACCUCGUCCUUUGCUCGUCCAAUUUUUCCCUCUCAUCCCAUCUUGCCCUCCUCGCUCGCUCUUCCACUUGACUGCUGGGCGUGUCCGUGUCUAGCGUCCGUGUCUCUCUGACAGAGCAUCCGAAUGGCUGACUCCUGCGGUGGCUUUCAUGCUGUGGAGCGUGCGUGGUUGAUCCGUUUGUUGAUCUACCGUCCUUGUUCUCCUACUGCUUCUGUUGCUGCUGCUGUCUCCUUGGGCUGCCAGGCUAGUCAUGUCGAUAUGGGCUGGUAUGUCUAUGCUGGAGGAAACCAUAACUCACCCCAUCAGCCAUCAGCCAUCUCAGCCCUCACACAGACACUUUGAUAAUUACACGCUACUGUGAAGAUACGGACGGAAGGCCCCGUACAUGCAAGAUACCAGUUUCCACCCCCAGCGAGUGUCUUUGUCUGAUGCUUGAUGAGAACGGA
This is a messenger RNA of Trichophyton rubrum CBS 118892, 2256 nucleotides long. RefSeq lists its product as uncharacterized. The record is from RefSeq and is a predicted model, not a curated record. Lineage: Eukaryota; Fungi; Ascomycota; Eurotiomycetes; Onygenales; Arthrodermataceae. The transcript has 3 exons. Bases 1 to 1386 code for a protein of 461 amino acids.